GUCAGGCGCGGUGUUAUGCGAGCGAGGCCCCCGGACCCCUCGCGGGGCGGAAGUAGCGGCGGCGGGGCUGCGACGCAGGCCGGAAGUGCGGGAGGGGGCGAAGGGCGCGGCCUCGGCGGGCGGGUGCGCGCUUCUGAAGGAUCGGGAAGGUUCAGGAAACGCAAGUAUGACAAUUUCCCACAUAACCAGAGAAGAGAAGGGAAGGACGUUAAUGCCUCUUCACCCGUGAUGGUGGCCUUCAAAUCAUUUCAGCAGGAACUUGAUGCAAGGCAUGACAAGUACGAAAGACUUGUGAAGCUUAGUCGGGAUAUAACCGUUGAAAGUAAAAGAACAAUUUUUCUCCUCCAUAGAAUUACGAGUGCUCCUGAUUUGGAAGAAAUAUUGACUGAAUCGGAAAUUAAAUUGGAUGGUGUCAGACAAAAGAUAUUACAGGUAGCCCAAGAGCUGUCAGGAGAAGACAUGCAUCAGUUCCAUCGAGCGAUCACUACAGGACUGCAGGAAUAUGUGGAGGCUGUCUCUUUUCAGCACUUCAUCAAAACACGAUCAUUAAUCAGUAUGGAUGAAAUUAAUAAGCAGUUGAUAUUUACAACAGACGACAAUGAGAAAGAAAAUAAGACCCCCUCCUCUGAUGCACAGGAUAACCAGUUUGGUACUUGGAGACUGAAAGUCACACCUGUUGAUUACCUCCUGGGCGUGGCUGAUUUAACUGGAGAAUUGAUGCGGAUGUGUAUUAACAGUGUGGGGAAUGGGGACAUUGAUACCCCCUUUGAAGUGAGCCAGUUUUUACGUCAGGUUUAUGAUGGGUUUUCAUUUAUUGGCAACACUGGACCUUAUGAGGUUUCAAAGAAACUGUAUACCUUGAAACAAAGUCUGGCCAAAGUGGAGAAUGCUUGCUAUGCCUUGAAAGUCAGAGGUUCAGAAAUUCCAAAACACAUGCUGGCAGAUGUGUUUUCAGUUAAAACAGAAAUGAUUGAUCAAGAAGAGGGUAUUUCUUAGAAUAACACAACUUAUUAUUCUCUGGAGAACUCCUUAGAGAGACCAAUUUGUAAGACUGUUAUUUAGUAUUUCAUUUGACUUUAUUGUGGCUUUUACAUAGAAAUGUUUUUAGUUGACCUUGUUUUAAAUUGCAUACAAGCUGUACAUGAAAUGAUCCAAAUGAAUCAUUUCUUAUAUCUUAUUCAUGAAAGUUUGCUUACAAAUGUUUGCAUAUAUGCCUGUUUGAAUUUUUGCUGGUUAACCAUCAUCAUUUAUCUUUGUAAUGUGAACAUGCUUCAGUGUGUGCUUUCUGCCACACCUGUUUUAAUUUACUUUGUGUGAAUUUGGGAGUGGUAGUUUUAGUGGAAGCCAAUUAUAAUUCAAGUUGGUGAUUUGUUAUAUGUAGAAGAGAAUUCUUAAACUUCUUGGUAAUAUUGUGCCAAGCCUCCAACAUAGGCUUAUUCCAUGGAAUAAGAAUUAAAAACUAGGGCCGAGCCCGUGGUGCACUUGGUAGAGUGCUGUGCUGGGAGCGCGGCGACGCUCCCGCCGCGGGUUCGGAUCCUAUAUAGGACUGACCGGUGCACUCACUGGCUGAGUGCCGGUCACGAAAAAACGACAAAAAAAAAUAAAUAAAUAAAAAAGAAUUAAAAACUAACAAGCUAUCAAUAUGCUUUCAGUACAAGUUUAUGAGGUAUUAUAGUGAGAAUUUAUAUUAUAUUCUGGAUAAUUUUAGGCCAUUUUGAAUUUAUAUGAAAUAGCCUUCCAGAAAAAUUGACAGGUACCCAGAUGUAGUUUCAUCAUUUAUUUUUUGUUCUUUAUCACAGAAGAUCUGAUAGGGAAUUGGAGCUAACCUUCUAAUAUUUUCACUGGUGAGGUUGAGUUGAAUAAUAUUCUUGUACAUAUGAUGGAAAAGCUUUUAGUAGUGAUCAUUUAGCAAUUUUUUUGUCAUUAUAUUAGGCAUGUUUGGAGGCUUUCCUAGUCUAGCAUCUAUUAGAAAUUAUAUUUAAAUAAUUACAGUGAUGUUUUGAAAUACUGAGUUAAUCCAAACCUUUAUAGUUGUCCUGUGGUGUUAAUUGACAAGUUAAAGUUGCCAAAGAAAAUUUAUCACAUACAAUUCAGCAAUAAGACAAUUGUCGGCACAGUUGAUAAUAGCAGUAACAGUCUGUAGUCAUACUUUGCCUGCUGAACUUACAGAUUAUUACUUGUGCUGUGAAACUCACUUGAGCAUGACACUGUUGGCUGACAACCAGACGUUUCCAAUUGGUUUUCUGAAUUUUAAGAAUCUAGAUACUGGGUUUUAUUUUUGGAAAGAUUAGCUCUAUUUGUAAGGGCUGAUUCUUUGAAAAUGUAAUUUUCCAAAAAUGUCACCUAAAGGAAAAUAAAACAUACACUUGCCUAAUAAA
This is a messenger RNA of Cynocephalus volans (Philippine flying lemur), 2378 nucleotides long. RefSeq names its product translin associated factor X (gene TSNAX). NCBI's taxonomy places the organism in Eukaryota, Metazoa, Chordata, Mammalia, Dermoptera, Cynocephalidae. Gene Ontology annotation, molecular function: RNA binding; sequence-specific DNA binding; RNA endonuclease activity. Gene Ontology annotation, cellular component: nucleus; cytoplasm. Bases 16 to 996 code for a protein of 326 amino acids. The transcript has 6 exons. The record is from RefSeq and is a predicted model, not a curated record.